AGGCUGCGCAGGAAGACUAUGGUGGUGCAGCCGACAGAAGUUGGUGGUGGCUGAGGGUGGUGCGGUGUGGGGGAGCAGUAUGAGACUGGCCGGUGGCCGGAGCCCCAGCAGCCGCCUGGUGGUGAAGCGGUGGCCACAAGGCAGUGGCGAGGCCACUAGCUUCCGGCUGUUGCAGCGCAUUACCGAGCGAUCGCGACUUCUUUUCGUGGAAUGAGAAAUCUUGACCGUUGAAAUGAUUGAGAUUCGUGACAGAUCCCCUGGGGGCAAUUGGGUCCCGAAGGACGGUACGAGCCUCAAUGGGUCGGUUAGCUUUCCGCGGAGGAGUAUUAGGGGAUUGAUGGCGGUGGCGAUAGCGAACGCUUUCGGUACUUCCCAACAGCUCCGCCACCGUCCUUCGGGACCUCCCAGCCUACCCCGUCGCCCCUUUGCCGGACGGUGGAGGCUCACCAUCUCAUCCCACGAUGAGGCCGUAACGGAGAAACCGUGCCUGCUGGGUGCAGCGGUGGCGUCCCAGUCGGUGGGGAAUUCCAGCAAGCCGCUUGCGGGCAAGCGGAGGGUCUUCUUCUUGGACGUGAAUCCCUUGUGCUUUGAUGGGUCCCGCCCGAGUCUCCGUUCCUUUGCGCGAUGGCUCGACCUUUUCUUCUCCGAAGUUAGCCUCCGGGAUCCCGUCAUCGCCGUAUUGGAUGGAGAAGAAGGGAAUGAGUAUCGGAGGCAUCUGUUGCCGUCAUAUAAAGCACACAGGAAGAGAUACUUGAGGCGAUCGCGGGUAUUGCGGAGUGCUCAUGAUACUUAUCAAAGCACCACCGAGUGCAAAGUUAUAGACGUUCUCCUGAAGUGCAAUGUGCCGGUAGUCAAAGUUCAUGGAUAUGAGGCAGAUGAUGUAGUGGCAACAUUAACAGAUCAAGUUUUAAAAAAGGGAGCACGAGUUGUUAUUGGGUCUCCUGAUAAAGAUUUCAAGCAGUUGAUAUCUGAAGAUGUUCAAAUUGUGAUGCCCAUGCCUGAUUUUGGUCGAUGGUCUUUCUACACAUUGAGACACUACAUUGAUCAGUACAAGUGUGAUCCAAGUUCUGAUUUGAGCCUUCAGAAAGAAGCAAAUCCUUUGAGAGCAGAAUCUCAAAGGGUGAUCGAUCUGUAUAACUCGGUGAUGGUUGAGGACAACAACUGCUUGACCAAGCAGAUAUUUUGUUUGGUUUCCAGCCUAAAGGAAAUAGCUAUUCAUGCAUUGGUGCUAAAGUUUAAUAAGAUGACACUACUGGAUCAGAUGAUAGGUGGAAUCUGAACACUGAUGAGGCUUGUUCCUUGUACUAACUCAAUUCCUGCUUCGUGCACCAUACAAAACUAGUGAAGGAUAUCACCAGAAGAUUGAAUUCUUGAAGAAUCUCCCACAACUACCAGCAUCAUACUUGUCUACCAGAGACAUGGUUUUCAUUUGUUGAUGACAUCAGAAAAAGCAGAGAACAAAGCCUUGUGCUGUCCAAAUCACUGGCUACGGAAUGGUAGAAUUGAGAUAACCUUACAGAUGGAAGAAUAAACUCAGCCAUGUCCAACUUGCUUCAUUAACACACUCAUGUUUCCUGCCAAUGACAGCUUCAAGCCUUUUAGCAACAGAGGGCAAAUGAGAGGUCACACAUGCAACCAAGUCUUUUAGCAAACAUAGGAUUCACAUAUGUACACUGUCUUUCUCCUUGUCCACAUCACAAAGUGGCACCUUCUCUUUGACAGGAACAAGGAGGCCAAUCCCUCUUGUUUGUGUUGUUCCUGCUGUUCUGUGAACUGGAAAUGGCAAGCCA
Musa acuminata subsp. malaccensis (wild Malaysian banana) is the source of this 1790-nucleotide messenger RNA. RefSeq lists its product as uncharacterized. The record is from RefSeq and is a predicted model, not a curated record. Gene Ontology annotation, biological process: DNA replication, Okazaki fragment processing. Gene Ontology annotation, molecular function: 5'-flap endonuclease activity; DNA binding. Lineage: Eukaryota; Viridiplantae; Streptophyta; Magnoliopsida; Zingiberales; Musaceae.